UUGUGAUUGCAGUAUCAACAAAUCAUUGGCAGCUAGCUAACGCCUUUGUCAGUGGAAACGGAAAUUGGUCACUGUCAUAUAAUGCCUGCUGUAUUAAAAAAAGUCGUAAUAUUUGGUGCAUCCGGUAAUACUGGAUUGGCUACGGUUGAAGCUGCUCUAAAAAAAGGUUAUGAAGUCACAGCAUUUGUAAGAGACAAGGCAAAACUUGGCCAAGUAACUCCUCAAAAUAUUAUUCAAGGUGAUGUUCUUAAUAAAGAUGAUGUCAAUAAAGCUGUUGAAAAUCAGGAUGGUGUUAUUAUUGCUUUGGGUACAAGGAAUGACCUAAGUCCCACAACAGUGAUGUCUGAUGGAACUAAAAAUAUUUUGGAAGCAAUGAAGGAGCACAAUGUGAAAAGAGUUACCUGCUGUAUUUCAUCUUUCCUUUUUUGGGAAAGAGAAAAAGUGCCCAAACCAUAUAUUCCUAUUACCGAAGAUCACGAGAGAAUGCUGCAAGCAUUAAAAGAAUGUGACAGAGACUGGGUAGCUGUGCUUCCUCCACACAUUGCUGAAGAGCCACCAAGAGGAAAUUAUGUAAUAAAAAAUGAAGCUGCUGUUGAUAGAGUUAUUUCUAAGUAUGAUUUGGCUGAAAUCUUAGUGAAUUGUUUAACUACUGAAGAGCACUUUGGCCACUAUGUUGGAAUUGGAUAUCCCCAGUGAUUUAUCUGGGUUGAUAUAAUUUCUUCAUUUAUGUUAAAGCAUAUUGGUUGCUUUUGUUUUGUUAUAGUUUGCUUUUGUGUGCAUAUAAAUUAGAUUUUUCUUUAUUUGAGAUACUAGUGUUUCUACUUUUGUUAGAAAUUGAUAUAUAUUUUGGAAUAGAAACAUUGAUUUAUUAUGGAUUAAGUCAAAGUAUAGAUUUUGUUUUAUACAAACAUAUUUUUCUAAAGAAAUUUAUAUAAUGUAUAUCACAUAUAAAAAUAUAUAUUUGUAAUAAAUAUAUAAAAUUAUUAAUUCCA
Molecule: messenger RNA, 992 nt
Organism: Argiope bruennichi
Lineage: Eukaryota; Metazoa; Arthropoda; Arachnida; Araneae; Araneidae
Product: flavin reductase (NADPH)-like
Exons: 5
Coding region: 82-696 (204 amino acids)
Source: RefSeq, a predicted model, not a curated record